AACUGAAAAAUGACUUCUUGUUGGAAACUUUGACAACUUUCCUGUUAUAGUAUUUUAUGGGCGGGCUCUGUAUAAUCGGAGUUGCUCCAACGAACAGCCUUCAAAGCAGCAAAAAUCUCUCUCUCUCUCUCUCUCUAAACAUAUUCAUGGGGAAGCAAAGCUUGGAAUCUCCACUCUUGCAAAGUAAUGGAUUAGCCAACCAAGAGAAGAGCUGGAAAAGAGCUCUCUGGCUUAUCUUUGCCAUCACCACGAUCAUAAUUGCUGGGCUUGUACUUGAACCCGGCAUAAACAUUUGGAGGCAGAGGGGAGGAGACAAUAAUCACUUUAUUCAAGAAAAUCAUGCUGAUAUUGUGGAGUCAGAGCAGGCUGUUGUUGCAGCUGAUAAUGGCCGUUGUUCCGAGGUUGGAGCAUCAUUCCUUAGGCAGAAUGGCCAUGCUGUUGAUGCUGCAGUAGCGACGGCAUUGUGCCUCGGUGUCGUUAAUUCGAUGGCCAGUGGGAUCGGUGGUGGCGGUUUCAUGAUUGUACGGUCUGCAUCAACCUUGCAGACACAGGCUUAUGACCUAAGGGAAACUGCUCCUUUGGCUGCUUCAGAGAAUAUGUACCAGAACAAUCCCGGAGCCAAGGUUUCUGGUGCUCUAUCUAUGGGGGUUCCCGGUGAGAUAGCAGGCCUUUACGAAGCCUGGACGAGACAUGGUCGUUUAGCGUGGAAGGCUCUAUUCCAACCUGCUAUAAAACUUGCUAAAGAUGGAUAUGUAAUUGCUCCUUAUCUUGGAGGAUACCUAAGGAAGAAAGAAGAGUUAAUUAUGAAAGACCCUGGAUUAAGACAAGUGUUUGCGCCGAAUGGGAAGUUGUUAAAGACAGGCGAUACAUGCUACAAUGUGGAACUCGGCCGUAGUUUAGAGGAAAUUGCAGCGUUGGGGCCACAAGCCUUCUAUAAUGGUACUGUGGGUGAGAAACUAAUUAAGGAUGUGAGAGAGGCAGGUGGGAUUUUGACAAUGGAGGAUUUGAGGAACUACAAGGUCGAUGUUAUGGAUGCAAUGGCUGCUGAUGUGAUGGGCUACACUAUAUUGGGAAUGCCUCCUCCUUCAAGUGGAACUCUGGGGCUUUCUCUGGUCCUGAACAUUUUUGAGAGCUAUGGAAGUUCUGAUGCUGCGAAGGGAAAUCUCGGCGUGCAUCGGCUGAUUGAAGCAUUGAAACACAUGUUUGCCAUCCGAAUGAACUUGGGGGACCCCGAUUUCGUGAACAUAAGUAAAUAUGAAAAUGCGAUGCUUUCCCCUGAUUUCGCACACCAGAUUCGGGAAAGGAUAUUUGACAACACUACCUUCCCUCCAGAGUACUACAUGAACAGGUGGAGUCAGCUAAGAGAUCAUGGAACAAGCCAUUUCUGCAUUGUAGAUAAAGAUAGAAAUGCUGUAUCAAUGACUAGUACUGUAAAUUACCCUUUUGGAGGUGGUGUUCUCUCUCCAUCCACUGGAAUUGUGCUCAACAAUGAAAUGGAUGACUUCUCAACACCCACAGAAAUAACCCCAGACACUCUACCUCCUGCUCCUGCAAACUUUAUCAGACCCAACAAGAGACCUUUGUCUUCCAUGACCCCAAUCAUUGUCACAAAGGAUAAUCAGUUACUUGGGGUCCUUGGUGGUAGUGGUGGUAUCAAUAUAAUCCCAGCUGUUGUCCAGAUUUUCCUUAAUUAUUUUGUCCUGGGGAAGGACCCGUUAGAUGCAGUUCAGAGUCCAAGGGUCUAUCACAAGUUGAUACCGAACAUAGUCUCCUAUGAGAACUGGACUGUGAUCGAUGGCAACCACAUUGAGCUGUCAGAAGGAACCAAGCUUUUCUUGCAAGAGAGGGGUCAUCAACUAGAGGGCAAGGCAGGGGGUGCCAUCACUCAGCUUAUUGUCCAAAACUUUGAAAACCUAAUUCAUAUGGGGAGGAAAAGUGGAAAACAGGCAAAUAUACAACCAUUUUUGGGUACGCUCAUUGCUGUUAGUGACCCCAGAAAGGAUGGGAAGCCCGCAGCCUGCUGAUUGCUCAUUUUAUUCAUGGAUUGGAAAACCAGGAAGAAGAAUUGGUAUUGGAAAAUCACUGUAAUGACGUUCCACAUCAAGAGUUUAUUUAUUCUAAUGUACAUAAUAAUUCAUUAGAGGUUUAGUGGCAGUUGGGGAUAUGCAUUUACCAAGAAUAAGAUAUAAUAAGACAAAAGGUUUUAAA
Morus notabilis is the source of this 2208-nucleotide messenger RNA. RefSeq names its product glutathione hydrolase 3. Gene Ontology annotation, cellular component: plasma membrane. The transcript is spliced from 7 exons. The record is from RefSeq and is a predicted model, not a curated record. Gene Ontology annotation, molecular function: glutathione gamma-glutamate hydrolase. Lineage: Eukaryota; Viridiplantae; Streptophyta; Magnoliopsida; Rosales; Moraceae. Gene Ontology annotation, biological process: glutathione catabolic process. The coding region runs from base 57 to 2024 and encodes 655 amino acids.